Mytilus californianus (California mussel) is the source of this 896-nucleotide messenger RNA. RefSeq names its product E3 ubiquitin-protein ligase RAD18-like. Bases 70 to 837 code for a protein of 255 amino acids. Gene Ontology annotation, molecular function: ubiquitin protein ligase activity. The record is from RefSeq and is a predicted model, not a curated record. Lineage: Eukaryota; Metazoa; Mollusca; Bivalvia; Mytilida; Mytilidae. The transcript is spliced from 3 exons. Gene Ontology annotation, biological process: protein ubiquitination.
AACUCAUAACAAAGGACGUUUUUUUCGGACGGCAUUUUUUUUUUCAGUCGCGUUGUUUCGAUUGCGGUUAUGGAUCCUUCACUCCGUCCGAACGUAGUCCCGGUAACUCUGAAUCAAGAUAUCGUUAAUUUGCUGAAAUGUGGAAUAUGUUGGGAAUAUUACAACCUACCGACAGUUUUGCCAUGCGGUCAUACAUUCUGUCUCAAGUGUAUCCAGGAAAUAGGAAAACACAAAGUGAAUAAUGUAAAUACAACAAAGGGUGGAGUAGACCUAUCUAUAGAUUGUCCAAAUUGUCGUCUGAAAGUGCCAAUUUCAGACAUCCAGCGUAUGAAGAAUGGAGUACACGUGAAUUAUGUCUUGUCGUCCAUUGUUGAGACCAUAUUGCAGUUAAAGACAUCGUUUAAGGUUGAUGCAGCAACUAAUACAGAUUCCGAAGCAAUUUUUGAAAACAGAAUUAACGAAAUACAGAAAAAUUUGGAUGGAAUUUUCACAGCAGUGGACAAACGGAAGUCGGUCGUGAAUGAUGCACGAAAACAAAUCGAUGAACUACGAUGUAAAACGAUAAGGAGGGCAGCAACAGCAGAAGCCACAAAGAGACAAAAUGCUGGUAACCAGAAUAAUAUAGAUCCGAACAAGAACGCUGUUUCCGUUAAUAGUAUGCAGACAACGUGGGCUUCGCGUCUUUUCCUGCCAGUGGGGUAUCCGACGCAAGACAACAAUUACCAUCCAAGUUACGCGAGCGAUUUAACCGAUGUAGACCCAGCCAUUUUAUCAGUGAGAACGACAAGGACCGAUCAAUCGAUGAAUGGUCAUUUUUACCCGCUAUCGAUGCUGUAGAGAGAUUUACGAUUUUAUAGAUAUAAUUUACCGACGAUAUUUAGAAAACAUUUAUUAUA